AUUUCAGCAUUGAAAAUCUAAAUGAAGCACCUUAUCUCUAAAUCCAAGCCAGAGGUAGAAUUCAAGUAAUCCUAUGUCACUUUACUUCUUUGAAUCUCCAUCUAAUUUAUUUAUUUUCUUAUUUUUAUUUAUUUCUAUUUUAUUGCCUCUUCUUUUUAUGCUUGAAAACUUCUAUUUGAAUACUUAGGCAAGCAAAAGCUGGAUACUACAAAAUACAGCUUCAAACAAGUUGUAACAAACUGAGAGAUUCUUUAUUUGCUUAUAAGGUAUCACAUUUUCAUUUCCUUUUCAAAGAUAAAGUCACAUAUAUAGAAAAAAUAAGGAAUAAGUCCCACUUAUAUCCCAACUCAUAAGAAUAUCAAUUUCCACUAACUCUCUUUUCCCCUGUUUUUGCUCUGUUUUCACUCUGCUCGAAACCAAGCAGAGUGAUCAGAGCCUCUGUUCCAUUCUGCUCCGUUCCAUUUUAUUACAAAAACAACCAAUCCUAAUGGAUCCACAAAUUCUCUCCACCGCGGCAACCACCAUUCCACAUAAUAUCGUUCAACAAAAUUAUCCUGAAUCGGUAGAGUCUUUAUCAUCGCCAUCACCACCACAGCCACCACCACCACGAUCACGUGAAAUAACGAACGAUGAGUCUUUACCUAAUGUCCCCGGAUCCAAGCUGCGCCUCAUGUGCAGCUAUGGAGGACACAUUAUGCCACGCCCGCAUGAUAAAUCCUUGUGUUAUGUCGGUGGUGACACGCGAAUUGUGGUGGUUGAUCGGAGUGCUUCCCUGAGAGAUCUUUGUUCACGCCUUUCAAGAACAAUUCUUAAUGGAAGACCCUUUACUCUAAAAUACCAGCUUCCAAAUGAAGACCUUGAUAACCUCAUCACAGUAACAUCAGAUGAAGAUCUUGAUAAUAUGAUCGAAGAAUACGAUCGAAUAGCAUCUUCAUCAAUGAAACCUUCUUCCUCAAGACUCAGAGUGUUUCUUUUCUUUACAAAACCAGAUUCUACUCUUUCAAUGGGAUCUCUACUUGAUGAUGCAAAAUCUGAAACAUGGUUUGUUGAUGCACUCAACAACUCAGGAGUCCUCUCAAGGGGUGUUUCAGAUUCAGAACGAGAUUCUUUUGUGAAUCUUGAUAAUGUUCCUGCUAGUGAUUCAAGUAACAACUUGGAGUCUCAAGGUGUAGCAGCAGCAGAAUCAUUGAAUAUUCUUGAAGACAUCAACAACAACAACAACAACAAUGUUAAGAAUGUUUUUGAUGUUGUUAAUGUUGCACCUGGUUCACCUAUGCUUGAGAAUAGUACAUCUUCAUCUUCUUUGUCUCCUUCUAUAGCUAAUUUACCUCCGAUUCGUGUUCGUGUUGAUGAAACCGGUGGUAAUAAGCUUCAGCAAGAGAAUAGAGUUGGAAUGAAACAAGAUGGUGGUUUUGUUGUUUCUUAUGCUAAUGUGGCUAUGGCUGCAAUUCCUUCAGCUGGAGUUGUGACUACUACUGCUACUGUUUCUGAUGAUGAAAGAUCAGAUUAUGGAGGAGUAAUUGGAUCUCGAAAACCGCCUUUGCCAUUGCAGCUUGUUCAACCUAGGACUAGUGGUGGGUUGAGUGUUCCUUCACCGGAUUCAGUUACAAGUGAUAGUAGUAGUAUUGCAUCUACAAAUUCUUUCUCCAAAAUUGUUUAUCAUCAAGAACAAGUCCAACCUACAAGCAUAGACAACAACAAAGCUCAAGAAUCUAGUUACAUGUUACAACCACAAAUGGAUCAAAAUCAACAACUCCAACAACCACCACCACAACAACAACAAUUUGCUCAUUCCAACACCCACUAUAUCCACCAUCCUACAUCCACAAAUCAAGUUCCAAUCUCAUCAUACUACCAAGUUUACCCCCCACAAUCAUCACAACAACAACUUCACAAUCCAAUUGGUCAACAACAAUAUCCAAUUUAUGUAAUGCCAAUUGGAUCAACACAACCAUAUAACAUGACAUUACAACAUAGUAUAAGUGACCCUAAUGUUGUAGCUUCUAGUAGGUCAAUAAUACCUCAAAGUGGUACUCCACCAAUUUACCCUAAUAAAUCACCUAACCCUAAUGUGCCAUCAAAUUCAACAUUUGUUCAAGUACCUUCAAAUCAAUUUCAACAACAAUAUGUUGGUUUGCCUCAAUUUCAUCAUCAACCACAACAUCCUAUUAAUGUAGCAGCUCCUUCUAGUGGUACUAAUUAUGGUUAUGAAUAUGGUGGCAAUGUGGAAGGUCAAGUGUACUAUACUCAACAACAAACUAAUGCUCCAUUGGUUACUCAGUAUCAAUCCAUGACACCAGCAGCUGCUGCAGCAGCAUUAUCAGAUGCAUCCAAUCAAUUUCCGGCAGAUAAUGUUCAGCAGCAAAAUAGAACUUCGCAGCCGGUAUAAAUCGGAUCUGGAUUCUCUGUAGUCGGAAUUUCAUAUUAGGACAACAAUCGGUCUGUGUAAGUUGUUGAAAUCGUGAUUUUAAUGAAUUUAGAAUUUGAA
Messenger RNA from Trifolium pratense (red clover), 2488 nucleotides. RefSeq lists its product as uncharacterized. The transcript has 2 exons. The record is from RefSeq and is a predicted model, not a curated record. The coding region runs from base 488 to 2389 and encodes 633 amino acids. NCBI's taxonomy places the organism in Eukaryota, Viridiplantae, Streptophyta, Magnoliopsida, Fabales, Fabaceae. Gene Ontology annotation, molecular function: protein binding.